Molecule: messenger RNA, 1424 nt
Organism: Seminavis robusta
Lineage: Eukaryota; Bacillariophyta; Bacillariophyceae; Naviculales; Naviculaceae
Source: the annotation of a GenBank genome assembly
GACAACACACCUGGCAGGCUUUUAGAAUUUGUUCCACGAAGACAGAAUUUGAGCCACUCAUCACACGGCCCAACAAGCAAACAGGGCAAUAAAGAAGAGAACUCACGCAUCACACAAGCUCUACUCUUGAGGAAAGACUAUUGGAUUGAAGGCAGCUGCCGACACUUAUUCUGUUUCUGUCUGUCUGAGGUUGUCCCACCACGUUGCCUGUCUUUGGUGUGAAUGAAUGAAUCGAGAGAAGAACGCUUUCAAACAGUUGACAACCCGCUUUCGUCUUUGGUAGCCACCAAAAUUUGCGGAAGACAAUCUCACAUAUUCUUUAAGCUACCCACCGUCGUUAUCUUUUCCAAUUGCACCAGCCAUGAUGAUGAUGAUGAGAUCCUCUCGUUUAACUUUGGUCGCCUUGGCAUUGGCACUUUGUGAGGUGGAUUCCUUCACGGCUACCCACACUACCACUACUACCGGUAGGAACAAGAAUACCCAACUGGAUUUGGUUCCCGCGCAAGGGGCCCAACUGGCGGCCGCCUUUACGGUUGCCUGUGAAAAGAAGAUACCUCCCGCCGCCACGGCCGACGAAACGAGCAUUAGCUUGUUGGCCAAAACCAAAGCCAAAAUGUCCCGCAUCUUUUCCAUUCCCGGAGCCAUCAUGGGACGACAUCCUGCGGCUGCUCCGGCAUUGUUGGAGUUUGGUGCGCUCGUAGUAGACAAAGAGGAGGUUGUGGAUGACGUGGUCUUGUAUCCAUUGGUGGGAUUCCAAUUUGUCAAGGGCAAGAAUGGCGAUGCGGUGGUGCUUCCGACUCAAUCCAAUCCGUCCUGUCGAAUCUCCAAUCUGCCCGAUCAAGAAGUCUACGGAUGGUACUGCACAGCCUGCCGAUUGGAUAGUAUCUACAGUGAUACCUAUUGUGAGGAACCCAAGAUUGAACAACACAACAUGGAAGACACCAUGGUGGAUCUGUCCUUGUAGACACGACCACACACACCCACAAUUUCUAACAAAUGAUCACUGCAGCACACUCUCUCUCUCUCUCUCUCGUUUUUGGAACCAGCUACCCCACGCAACAUGCAACGCUGUAUCUAUCAACACAUUCGGUUCGGUACUCCAAGACAAUACAACCAGCAACGACGACAACAAAAUACACAGGAACAUACGGUACCCGCCACAGAUCCACAAGACAUAUUAUACCCAUGGUCGGCCUGUCGAAACGAGAGCAUGGAAUGACAACACGACAACUUUCUCCAUUAUGCCUCUAGAGGGACCCAUUCUUUCCGGGCAGCACCUACUUGACGGUGAAACAACACCCUGACUGCCACCUAACAAUACUGCCACCAGCAUGCAUCCUGACUACUCUCAUCUUUACUACUUUAUACAAUGUACCAUUUCUGUUGCCACCUGUUCUAAUGUAAUAAUGGCAACUAUUUCACCG